This is a messenger RNA of Pyricularia oryzae 70-15, 2406 nucleotides long. RefSeq lists its product as uncharacterized. Bases 512 to 2257 code for a protein of 581 amino acids. Gene Ontology annotation, cellular component: plasma membrane. The transcript has 2 exons. Gene Ontology annotation, molecular function: G protein-coupled receptor activity. The record is from RefSeq and is a predicted model, not a curated record. NCBI's taxonomy places the organism in Eukaryota, Fungi, Ascomycota, Sordariomycetes, Magnaporthales, Pyriculariaceae. Gene Ontology annotation, biological process: adenylate cyclase-activating G protein-coupled receptor signaling pathway.
AUUGCGAGGUAAACGGACAGGGCUCGAAUGCACGCCCGAUGGGAAAUGUGUUAGGCAGGACAGGACAGGACAGGACAGGACAGGCUGCUUGUACAAAACCGACUUGGCUUGCCAUGCCUUGGUGGGUGGUGUACACUAACAACCUUUUCCCAUUUGGCUCCUUUUCCCUUUGCUUCUGUCAAUAAGUCUUCUUCAAAGGCCAAGCCACCCUCAACCCGACGUCCUACGCCACCAGACUCAACACCAAGCAUAAUAGUCUAUGGCUUCAAAGCCCCGGCACUAACACGAACAAGUAUAUCGAUGCUUUUUUAUGUGGAUUUGGCGGUACUUUUGGACGAUGCAGGCGACGAAUUUUGAAUAGAUAGUCUUUCUCCUCUUUCCCAGUUCAUUUAUUCCUUGUUGUUGCUGUAUUCAUCACACCUUGUAUACUUUUCUUCUUCUCUCGAUUUCUCUGUAUCUGUUCUUUGGUCGAGAAAGGGGGACUUUUGUCACCCGAGGGGAUUUCACAGCGAUGGAAAAUUCAUUAUUACCCAGUACCAACGACUUUACAGACACCGGCACCCUCGUUGGCCUCGAGCGUGGCCACCGCGAUGGCCUGAUAGCAGUAUGCGUCUUCGCAGGCGUCUCCCUGGUCACGAGCACCGCACUUUUCCUUCAUCUCACACGAAAGCUGGUGUUAUGGCACCUUGCCGACAGGAGACGGAGGAGGUCUGAGAAGCAAAGGAUAAAGCGACUGAAUGCGCAGUCACCCGGCGUUGAUUUAUCUCUUGGUCUUCCUCCCCAGCACUUUCAGCGGAGGACGAGGCCAAUGACGGUCGAAGACACCGAGGACAUGCGUGACGGCACGGGAACAAGGUCCGGGGACGCCAAGUCUAUGGAACCUGUGCACAGGGAGCCGAACCAGUUUGUCGUCCUCCUUUAUAACUUGCUUCUGGCCGACAUCAAGCAGAGCGUCGCAUUCUUCCUCAACGCCGUCUGGGUUGCUCGGGACUCCAUCGUCGUCGGUUCGGGUACCUGUUGGACGCAGGCUUUCUUCCUGUCAACAGGAGACUUGGCGGGAAGUCUUUUUAUUGCUGCCAUUGCGGUGCACACCUAUCUGGUAGCAAUAAGGGGAUGGAAACCAUCACAAAGAGCAUUGAUCCUGACCUGUUCGUCGAUAUGGAUCUUCAACUACCUCUUGGUAUUUAUCGGGUUUGCGGCAACGAACAAGGUCAAUGUUGGGUUCUUUGGUCGGGCCACGACUUGGUGCUGGAUCACCAGGGAGCAUGAAGAGAUCCGUCUGUUCACUCACUAUCUCUACGUGUUUAUAUGCCUGGCCUUGACGACCAUAAUUUACACGUGGAUCUUUCUGCAUCUCCGCCGCACGAGACGUAAGGAAGCCGCCGCCAACGCCCGCAAGUCAUCGACCCCGACCACGACGAGCGACGGCCGAGACCCAGACACCGAUUCGCGCCGCGACCCGACAUUCUCCAACAACGCCAAGAACAACAUAACGAUGCAUACACACGGCGACGGCUACAAUUCGGCCUUCUUGAUCUACCCCCUGAUCUACGUGGUCUGCACCGCACCCCUCGCCAUCGGCCGUAUCGCGACCAUGGCCAGAGCGAAUCUUCCCGUGACGUACUUUUGCGCCGCGGGCGCUCUCAUCUCGCUCAACGGGUUUCUCGACACGGUGCUGUGGGGCCUGACGCGUCGGGAAGUUGUGUUUGGCGACGUGGACGGAUCCGCGGGCGCCGACGGCUUGGGACUCGAGAGCUUCAGCUUCAUGCGCACGCCGCACAACAGAAAGUACGGCAACAUGAUCUGGAUCGAGGCCGGCGCCGACAAGUCCAAGGACAACGACAUGCGGGACGGCAGCAGCCGCCGCGGCCCGUCGGGAUCCUUCUGGUCCGGAAUACUGGGCGGCGAUGGGCGGAGCGGACGACGGGACGGGCGGGGUGCCCAGCGCAGCGUCUCUCAACAAUCUUUGAGGGGUGCCGCCGGGCUCAGCCGCGGUGAGACAUUGGGCGGGAUCCAGAUGGACAUGGUCACCACGGUCGUGGUAGAGGUCGACCCGGAUAGGAUCGCAGACGACAGCCCGAGGAAAGGCUCGGGCCUAUCUAUCAGUCCCGAGGAUUACAUCUCAAGCGUCGGGCCGCGCGUCUCGUCCGAUUUACAUCGUUCCGGAGGCAGUGCAAGCUCCGGGGUAUCGGCGCAGUCGGGGGCCCGGAGCGAAAAGGAUUUGCACAUGAACAUGGACAUACUAAACCGAAUAUAGACACGAAAACGAAGAACCAAAGAUACCCCAUUAAUAGAUAAAGAUAAAAUGUUAAAAUUCCUUCUAUCCUGAGCUCAACAGUCAGUCAUUCCUUUGCCUGCCGCGAUGUGCCACGGAUUGACCGCAAGCAUGAAAGAUGCAUGGACGCC